Molecule: messenger RNA, 1801 nt
Organism: Bombina bombina (fire-bellied toad)
Lineage: Eukaryota; Metazoa; Chordata; Amphibia; Anura; Bombinatoridae
Product: gastrula zinc finger protein XlCGF52.1-like
Exons: 4
Coding region: 287-1534 (415 amino acids)
Biological process (GO): regulation of transcription by RNA polymerase II
Molecular function (GO): RNA polymerase II cis-regulatory region sequence-specific DNA binding; DNA-binding transcription factor activity, RNA polymerase II-specific
Source: RefSeq, a predicted model, not a curated record
UGUGCAGCAGAUGUUGCUGGGUCCCUUCUUCCUGGCUGUCAUUUCCAGACCUUCACGAUAUCUCUUAGGUGGCAUCGCUGACCUCCUGGCUCUAUCCAUCAUCCAAGCUCUGCACAGAACUGAAGAAACUUUCUCCUUGAAGUCUGGAACAGGAAGGGGCUGGUAUCACUGCUGCAGGACCCUAUAAAGACACGGCCAGAGCACUGAGAGAUAUCAGGUAUUGAUGUAACUGGAGUGAAUAAGGGAACCUUCUUCCUGAGCACAGACAUUGGAGCCUGUUAUCAGCAUGAACUCACAUGUGUUAGACAAACACCUGAAUAGUUCAUAUCCAUCCUUCCCUACAGGAAACAUCAGAAUGAUACCGCAAACUCCAAUAGUCUUAGACACUGACUAUUCACAAACAUUGAGGAAAUCACAGCCGAUAUUUAAAGGAGAUGUUGAAUUGGCAGGAACUGGAAAGCAAUUAUUAUGUACAGAGAGUAAUUUAGUCAUUAAACAAGAGGACAACAUUUAUGCCUUAUCUAGUGAAUUUAUUAUCCCUGAGGCUAAACCACACACAUUUACUGAGUUUUCAAAACAUAUUAAAGAAGGGAAAAGUCUACAGUCCAGCAAAAUGAUUCAUACAAAGGAGAAACCUUUUAAAUCUAUAGAACACCACAAAAGUCACACAGGUGAGAAGCCACACACAUGUACUGAGUGCAGCAAAUGUUUUACACAAAUGAAUCAUCUGAAUACUCAUAAAAAGAUUCACACAAGAGAAAAGCUUUUCACAUGUACAGAGUGUAGUAAAAGUUUUACACAAAUGAGUAGUCUGAAAACUCAUGAAAGGAGUCACACAGGGGAAAAGCCUUUCACGUGUACAGAGUGUGGAAAAAGUUUUACACAUAUGAGUAAUCUGAAAACUCAUGAAAGGAGUCACACAGGGGAAAAGCCUUUCACGUGUACAGAGUGUGGAAAAAGUUUUAUACAAAAGAGUGAUCUGAAAACUCAUGAAAGGAUUCACACAGGGGUAAAGCCUUUCACAUGUACAGAGUGUGGAAAAAGUUUUCCACGAAUGGAUGGUCUGAAAAAGCAUGAAAGGAGUCACACAGGAGAAAAGCCUUUCACAUGUACAGAGUGUGGAAAAUGUUUUACACAAAAGAGUAAACUGAAAACUCAUCAAAGAAGUCACACAGGGGUAAAGCCUUUCACAUGUACAGAGUGUGGAAAAAGUUUUACAAAAAAGAGUAAUCUGAAAACUCAUGAAAGGAUUCACACAGGAGAAAAACCUUUCAUAUGUACAGAGUGUGGAAAAGGAUUUACAGAAAAGAGUCAUCUGAAAAGUCAUGAAAGGAUUCACACAGGAGAAAAGCCUUUCAGAUGUACAGAGUGUGGAAAAUAUUUUACACAAAAGAGUAAACUGAAAAUACAUGAAAGAAUUCACACAGGAGAAAAGCCUUUCACAUGUACAGAGUGUGGAAAAAGGUUUACACAUAUGUGUAAUCUGAAAACUCAUGAAAGGAUUCACAAGGGAAGAAACCUUUCACAUGUUUAGAAAGUGAAAUAAAGUUUUUUUUAAUUAAAAUCUGGUAUCACUAAACACCAAAUAUUUACACACAAAUAAACUUUUAUAUACACUGUGUACAACCUUUUUACAAUUUUCCUAAAGAGGACAAAUUCUCUAAAUAAAAGCAUAAAAAACGGAUGAUAUUUUAAAUAUUACUUUCUAAAUCCCAGUUUUACUAAGGGUUGAUAGCCCGAAACGUAGUCUUGUAUUUUGUACCUGCUCCUGGUGAAAAGGAAUAAAGAAAGUUUGAAAUAA